AUGUCUUUGAUUGGACAGAACAAAUGGUUCAAAAAAUAUAAAGAAGAAGUGAAAAGUGGCAAGCUUGACUUGCCUGCUUUGGAAUUCUCGCCAUUCUCUACCACUAAUAAUCUCCGAACCCAUCUCCGCGAUCAGCAUGACUGUAAAUUAGAGGAGAGCAAAGGGGGUCGCAAUGCUCACAAGACGAUUAAUCUGGGCAUACAAUGGUACAAGGGCCUCUUCUCCGAGCAAGAUGCACACCGGCCAGUUGCCCUUGAAGAUGAACAUGAAGCCGUUCAGCAGCAAAUUAUCAGCAAUCUACAAACCCAGUCCAAGUCAGACCUGUCCGCGGCCCUACCUUCCCUGCCCCGAAAGAAGGAUGGAACAGUUCAUAUUUCUAACAUGCGCAAGAAGGUCAAAGAGCUGGGCCAUAUCAUACCCUGCAAUAAAUGUCCAUCCGCUAAGGACUGCUGCAAGGAUCAGAAUACCUGUGAGCACUUCCGUCAUUUUGAGAAUGAUCUAGAGGAGGACGAGGACGAAGACGAAGAAUGA
Messenger RNA from Aspergillus nidulans FGSC A4, 531 nucleotides. RefSeq lists its product as uncharacterized. Lineage: Eukaryota; Fungi; Ascomycota; Eurotiomycetes; Eurotiales; Aspergillaceae. Bases 1 to 531 code for a protein of 176 amino acids. The transcript is spliced from 4 exons. The record is from RefSeq and is a predicted model, not a curated record.